Dicentrarchus labrax (European seabass) is the source of this 1868-nucleotide messenger RNA. RefSeq names its product testis-expressed protein 26-like. The record is from RefSeq and is a predicted model, not a curated record. Lineage: Eukaryota; Metazoa; Chordata; Actinopteri; Moronidae. Gene Ontology annotation, cellular component: cytoplasm. Bases 1026 to 1718 code for a protein of 230 amino acids. The transcript is spliced from 6 exons.
UUAUAAUGGUUAUAAUAAUAAUAAUACACUUUAUUUAUGCAGCAUGCAUUUCCAAAACAGAUAUUCUUACAUGGAUUAAAAGCAUUCCAGGUUGUAAUAAGGCGAAAAUAAUGUCAGAUAAAUAAAAUCACACCAAAGUGAGGUAGAAUAAAAAUUAUAAAUCAGUAAUGAAAACAGUUCAAACUAUAAAGCAGAUAAAACAUGUUGCAAAACUAACCGCACUGGGGCAGAUUAAAUAAUUAAAGCAUGAAAUAGCAUAAAAUACCCAUAGUAAGGGGAAAGAUGUAUUAUUCAGUGAGGGGAAAGAGUGAAGUUGGGAUGGGAAACUACCCAUAUACUUAGGAAAAAGUAAUACUACAAUGUGAAAUAACAACAUUAAGUACACUUAAGUAAAGUAAAUAUGUAAGUAAGCAUCUGCAAACUCUCCUUAGUAUCAAAUACAUACCACUAAUUUUAAUAUUGUGGUGUAUCACUUUAUUAUCUGGUCACAGUGGAUUGUAUUUUAUCUUAGGUUUUAUUUAUUUUAACAAAUUAAAACCAGAUUUAAAGGUUAAGAUUAUUAGAUGACUGUCUGACUGAGUGAAUUAGUUAAUAACUAAUUAAUUAAAAGAUCUGGAGGAUUUCCUUUUAUGAGUUUUGUGUUUAACAUUGAAAUGUUUUAAGUUGAAGAUCAUAGCACAAAAUGAAUGAAGCUACUUUAUAAGGAAUCUUUGGCUAUGUUGAAUUUUUAAUGCAACAUCUCCCCUGCUGAGCAGCUCACAGUGCCCAUUCAAAUGUUGUAGGUCUCCAUAACCACAGCACCUAGAAACAUCCUGGCAGGGAUCAGCUCUGUUCAAACAGAGCCAGUACCUGAAAGUGAAACUUUCUCAUGUACACACAGUCUCAAAUUUAGGACCCUCGGUUAUCACUUAUACGCUUUUCAGGAAGCCAUCCAUGAAGUGAACUCUACUCUGGAAAUGGAAAUGGAAAGGUUUUCAUUACACCGAGAACAACGAUAACAAAAGGUACCAAAACAGUGGUCACCAAUGGCAACCAGAGAGGGCAAACAGUGGUGGGAUCCAUAUGAAACAUCUCAUGGGAGACAAUUCGUCUACCGGCCAAACUCAGCUGCAGAGAUUCUGCUGUGCCCAACGUCAACUUCAUUUAUAGACUCCUAUUCAAAAUCUGGACCUUUCGGUUCAACUGUGUACAAUCAGGAUUUUAGCUGGAAGUCAUCUUGUAAACCUGAAUGCAUCCGUACAGGAACUGCCUCAGGGCACAGGAGAAACAACCCACAUCCCAGUCAGUCUUUCAUGAUGUGGAGGCUGCCUAGGGACACUGCACGAAGCUCAGAGUAUGUCGGCUUCCCUUGGAAAUGUCCCCCGUCUGAGGAGGAGAUCAACAAAGCCUUGACAGCACAGUACCGCUCCACCUACAGAUGUGACUUCAUGGGUAUGCUUCAAGAAAGAAAAUGUGCACCUAAGCACAGCAGGCGUGAAGUGCGGCCCUCUACUGACACAGAGAUGAGGGACAAUUACCGCCAGCCAAAGCAAAAACCUGAGCUGCUGCGCUACCGCCACAGCGCAGAUCCUCACGUGGCCGGCCGUGGUAUAGAAAAGAAGGCUGUUUUGAGUAAAGAUGAUUAUCCAAACAACAGGGAGAAAGUGAAUAAACUUCCAGCAGUUGGGCUUAAUUCCUACUUACCAGAAUGCAUAUCAAGCUGGCCAGGACCUUUCUGAACCUUAUUGCUCUGUGUUUGUAUGUUGUGUUUUUAUGUGUUUUUGUCAUAGUAGGGGUAAAAGUGCUUUAAACUAACUUUCACUUGCUAUGCCAUUUCUGUGUGGAACAUGUGUGCUGUGAUAAUUAAACAUCUCUGCCUGAUGAAAAGA